Penicillium nucicola is the source of this 633-nucleotide messenger RNA. RefSeq lists its product as uncharacterized. The coding region runs from base 1 to 633 and encodes 210 amino acids. The record is from RefSeq and is a predicted model, not a curated record. NCBI's taxonomy places the organism in Eukaryota, Fungi, Ascomycota, Eurotiomycetes, Eurotiales, Aspergillaceae. The transcript has a single exon.
AUGGAUACCAACUACGAUGAUCCAUUCCGCAAAACUUGUCUGGUUCCGUAUCCAAAACCCGACGACCUCCCACCGUUAUUGCGCGAGAAACUAAGCAUUCUGCCUUUCCGCCGCAAUAUCCUCCUGACCAUUGCAAACUCGCAUGGUCUCGCACCCCAUUUGCUGAGUCUCAUUGGUGCGUGCUUCGAUGGCACCCAGCGCGGACUACCAACGCUUGACUGGCAACUGAUCGUUUUACGCACUGCCACGGUCCUCAAAGCAAAAUAUGAAUACGAUGUGAACCUCCCAGUUGCUGAAGUCCACAAUAUGCCUCAAGAGAAAAUCGACAAUAUAGAUUGUUCUAGUGACUCUGUCCAUCGCUCCGGCCAGGGCCCAUGGACAGACCGCGACCGGAUUUUGCUACGAUUGGUUGAUGAACAGUUAGCCACAUAUACCAACGAAGAGAACACAAUUCAGGACGGUGUGAAGAUACUUGGCGCCGAUAUGGUUGUCGAGGUGCUCAUUGUCAUCGGUGUUUAUGGUCUAUUAGCUCGGCUAAUUAAAGGCCUGAGAGUGGAUGAUGACCCGGAGGUUCCAGAUGUGAAAGAAAAGAUCAAGAGCGCUAUCACUGCUACGAGUAAGGCUGAGGUCUAA